This is a messenger RNA of Coregonus sp. 'balchen', 6808 nucleotides long. The record is from the annotation of a GenBank genome assembly. Lineage: Eukaryota; Metazoa; Chordata; Actinopteri; Salmoniformes; Salmonidae.
CAGAAACGUAACUUUCCUGUUGCUUAUUCCGAUCCGACACUUGCAAGGUGUUGCAUGUGUUUCAUUUCGAGGGUUCACAACUGUAAAUGUAUGUAAAGAAAGCUUUACAAUUUCAAGUCUAAAGCAUGAGCACACUAUGGAUGGGAAACGUGAGUAUUGAACCAUUUCAGUCGACGUUUUUAACACUUCAGCUUGUAGCUAGCUAGGCUUAGCUUCCGCAUGUUUGCUAGCAUACUAGUUAGCCAGCUAGUAGCUACAUACAUGACGUUAAGUGGCUAGUUAGCUAACUGAUUUGGUUUAUUAGUGCUAAGCGAACUUGAUACAGAUGGAACAUUUUGACACCUAAUUGGUAGCUAAACACAGCCUUUAUGAUAUUUGCAGGUGACGUGUGGUAGCUAACUGUUGUCUAUGCUUUAGCUAACCUUAGCAUGUUAUGACAACGUUUGGCUGUGUUUGUUUUGGUAGUUAGAGCCCUACAUGGAUGAGAAGUUCAUAACCCGAGCCUUCGGCACCAUGGGGGAGUUGGUGGUGAGUGUGCGGAUUAUACGCAACAAGAUGACUGGGUGAGUAUUUUAGCUAACGUUAGGGCGUUUGACCUGAAAGUCUGAAAGUGUCGAACUAGUAACGUUAGCUACACUAGCCAUACCAAUCUGUAGCCAGGACAAACGUAUUUUCACGAUUUCACUAAUAUAAUCGAAAUCAAUCAAAUCAUAGCACGUUUUUGGCUCAUUAAGUAAUUUUUACCUGAUAAAGUAGAAUCCUGUUGGAAAAUAAUGUUAAAAGUACCGUUUAUACUGCUAAAACAUAACAUGCAUUGAAAAUGAUACUUUAGCAGCUUCCUGUUGUCAUGGCUUUUUGAGUUAUGACCGAGUGUCAAAACACUGAUUUUUAGAUGUACAAAGUCAUAAUCAGUAUGCUGAAAUAAAUUGUGAUAUUUUGAAGACCAAUACAUAAAUUACUCCCUACACACGUCACACUUGUGUUCAGAUUACUUGUAUUUUGCUAAAUGAGUACCUUCUAAACAGCACACCCACCAAUAUUUACGAAGUGGUCACUCAAGACUGGAAUUGAUUAGCUUGUUUUACUGUAAUCAAUAGCGCGUGCAAAUGAGUCACUCACAUCGAUAUUGUCUUGAAAUCAAUGGAACUGGGACAAUAACCGCAGCAACAUGUACCGUUUGCGCUCUUCUAGCGGUUAAGAGCGUUGGGCCAGUAACCGGAAGGUCUCCGGUUCGAAUCCCAGAGCCGACUAGGUUAACAGUCUCUGUGCCCUUGAGCAAGGCACUUAACCAUAAUUGUAAAUCUGCUGUAAGUUGCUCUGGAUAAGAGCGUCUGCUAAAUGACUCAAAUGUAAAUGUAAUGAACUUCGGUAUACUACAUGUAUCUGUUGAUAGAUUACAACCUGUAGUAGUCAUUUAUCAAUUUAUAUAUCUGAGGAAAUUAUUUAGGUAGAUGGCCAAUACGGAAAAGGAAAUGCAACAUUUUUUUUGACUGGAUAAUUCCAACAAAUCACCACCUCACAUCAGUUUCUAAAUAGAGACAGGGGUUGGCUUUCUUUUAAAUGAUAGCUUAACUCUCAAAUCCAUGAAUUCAAUAUUAUUAUUAUUAUUUUAUAGGAGGAGCAGACGUUGUCUGAAAAUGACAGCUACGUUCUAAAGCCUCACUUACACUUACCAUAAGCACUCCGUUGCACCGGAUGUCAUUAAUUUGAAUGGGGACCGUCCACAACGGAGUAGAAUCGCAACGCCCCGUUGCGAUUUGAAGGCUCCGUUGCGAGACGGACGCGGCAUACUUUGAAUUUUUCAGUCUGGCCAGAGUCCGUCAAAGAACAGGAAGUUACCAAACUACAAAAGUAGUGAAAAUAUGUGGUUUUUGACGAUGGGGUUUAUGAGAUGCUAGUAACUUGUAAACAAUUACCCAUUCCUAUAAGUUAGUUUAUUGUGAUGGUAAUGACGUUUGCGUGUAACGGAGUGCUCAUGGGUAAUAUGAACAAGGCUUAAGUUCCACUACGGACUGGAUCGAGUAUGACAAAAACACUGGUAUUAAACCGAAGUUCAGUUUUUUAAGCAAUCGAUUUUGUGAGGUCAUGACGACUAGAAACAUUUUAUGCUAACGUCACCAAUUGGGGGUUUGAAUGCAACAUUGGACUGAUAUUCCUUCUCUGUGUUGCUCAUUAGUAGUGGUGCAGCAGGUUACUGCUUCGUGGAGCUGACCGAUGAAGCCACAGCUGAGAGGUGUCUUCGUAAAGUCAAUGGAAAAGCACUACCAGGAGCCACACCAGUAAAUAUACCAUUUAACAAAGCUACUUGGAUGUUAUGGAUUCUAGCAAGCGUCCCAAAUGGCACCCUAUCCCCUAUAUAGUUCACUACUUUUGACCAGAGCCUAUUGGGAUGCAGACCUAGAUUGUAACAUGCUGCCUUUUGGUGACUUGAGCCAAACAGAAGAUCUGUAUGCAAUUUGCCACAUUUUAGCUUUUGUAUACAUUUAAUGCAUAUUGUCAUCAUGUUGUAAAUGAACGUUUAAGGGAAGCCUUUUUGUACUUCACAGCCUAGAAGAUUCAAGUUAAACCGGGCCACCUUUGGGAAGCAAGGAGAAAGCGGGUAUAUCAACAAGCUUGAUUGUAAGUCAAACUAUAUGUCAUGAGAUGCCAUAUAGAAACAUUGGAAAUGAACAACUCCUUUUCUCUCUCCGCUGCAGUCCACUCUACUCUCUGUUCGUUGGAGAUCUCACACCUGAAGUGGAUGACGGGAUGCUGUACGAGUUCUUCUACAACCGCUAUCCAUCCUGUCGCGGGGGGAAGGUGGUGCUGGACGGCACGGGAAACUCCAAGUGAGUCCAGGAGGAUAUUAUAAUCACUAUAGCUGGGUUUCCAUACAUCCAGGUUUAUGUGAUAUGAUGGCAUGUGAAUACAGUUGACAAGGCUAUUUCCACUACCACUGCAUUCACUACAUCCACUGUUACUAUUCCACUAACGGCUGUCCUACGACUAUUUAUAAUAUGGUCACUACUUUUGCACUAACAAUUUAAAUGUCUAAACUUCUUUCCACUACCCAAAAAAGUAUUCACAGCUGAAGCGUUGUAGUUAUUUACUUACUUGCUUGUCUGAAUGUUUCUCUUGUCUCCAGGGGUUGUGGGUUCGUCCAGUUCCCAGACCAGAGGCUUCAGAAGCUGGCUCUGGAGGAGUGUCAGGGAGCGGUGGGGCUCGGGAGCAAGGCACUACGACUGAGCCUAGCUGCUAACAAGUGAGUUACACUUCAGUUCAGUUCUUACUGUUACACUUCUAUAAGCCGUCUCCAGACUCUCGUUCUUCAUUCGUAAAACCAGGGUUGUAGCAUAACCCAUUUGUUUUCCAAAUCACUUUUUACAGCCUACAGUGAGGGGAAAAAAGUAUUUGAUCCCCUGCUGAUUUUGUACGUUUGCCCACUGACAAAGACAUGAUCAGUCUAUAAUUUUAAUGGUAGGUUUAUUUUAACAGUGAGAGGCAAAAUAACAACAACAAAAAUCCAGAAAAAUGCAUGUCAAAAAUGUUAUAAAUUGAUUUGCAUUUUAAUGAGGGAAAUAAGUAUUUGACCCCUCUGCAAAACAUGACUUAGUACUUGGUGGCAAAACCCUUGUUGGCAAUCACAGAGGUCAGAUGUUUCUUGUAGUUGGCCACCAGGUUUGCACACAUCUCAGGAGGGAUUUUGUCCCACUCCUCUUUGCAGAUCUUCUCCAAGUCAUUAAGGUUUCGAGGCUGACGUUUGGCAACUCGAACCUUCAGCUCCCUCCACAGAUUUUCUAUGGGAUUAAGGUCUGGAGACUGGCUAGGCCACUCCAGGACCUUAAUGUGCCUCUUCUUGAGCCACUCCUUUGUUGCCUUGGCCGUGUGUUUUGGGUCAUUGUCAUGCUGGAAUACCCAUCCACGACCCAUUUUCAAUGCCCUGGCUGAGGGAAGGAGGUUCUCACCCAAGAUUUGAUGGUACAUGGCCCCGUCCAUCGUCCCUUUGAUGCGGUGAAGUUGUCCUGUCCCCUUAGCAUAAAAACACCCCCAAAGCAUAAUGUUUCCACCUCCAUGUUUGACGGUGGGGAUGGUGUUCUUGGGGUCAUAGGCAGCAUUCCUCCUCCUCCAAACACGGCGAGUUGAGUUGAUGCCAAAGAGCUCCAUUUUGGUCUCAUCUGACCACAACACUUUCACCCAGUUCUCCUCUGAAUCAUUCAGAUGUUCAUUGGCAAACUUCAGACGGGCAUGUAUAUGUGCUUUCUUGAGCAGGGGGACCUUGCGGACGCUGCAGGAUUUCAGUCCUUCACGGCGUAGUGUGUUACCAAUUGUUUUCUUGGUGACUAUGGUCCCAGCUGCCUUGAGAUCAUUGACAAGAUCCUCCCGUGUAGUUCUGGGCUGAUUCCUCACCGUUCUCAUGAUCAUUGCAACUCCACGAGGUGAGAUCUUGCAUGGAGCCCCAGGCCGAGGGAGAUUGACAGUUAUUUUGUGUUUCUUCCAUUUGCGAAUAAUCGCACCAACUGUUGUCACCUUCUCACCAAGCUGCUUGGCGAUGGUCUUGCAGCCCAUUCCAGCCUUGUGUAGGUCUACAAUCUUGUCCCUGACAUCCUUGGAGAGCUCUUUGGUCUUGGCCAUGGUGGAGAGUUUGGAAUCUGAUUGAUUGCUAAUUUGGACAGGUGUCUUUUAUACAGGUAACAAACUGAGAUUAGGAGCACUCCCUUUAAGAGUGUGCUCCUAAUCUCAGCUCCCUACCUUUAUAAAAGACACCUGGGAGCCAGAAAUCUUUCUGAUUGAGAGGGGGUCAAAUACUUAUUUCCCUCAUUAAAAUGCAAAUCAAUUUAUAACAUUUUUGACAUGCGUUUUUCUGGAUUUGUUUGUUGUUAUUCUGUCUCUCACUGUUCAAAUAAACCUACCAUUAAAAUUAUAGACUGAUCAUUUCUUUGUCAGUGGGCAAACGUACAAAAUCAGCAGGGGAUCAAAUACUUUUUUCCCUCACUGUAUAUACUGUCCACUGCAUGACCAAAAGUAUGUGGACACCUGCUCGUCGAACAUCUCAUUCCAAAAUCAUGGGCAUUAAUAUGGAGUUGGUCCCCCCUUUGCUGCUAUAACAGCCUCCACUCUUCUGGGAAGGCUUGCCACUAGAUGUUGGAACAUUGCUGCGGGGACUUGCUUCUAUUCAGCCACAAGAGUAUUAGAGAGGUCGGGCACUGAUGUUGGGCGAUUAGGCCCGCAGUCGACGUUCCAAGUCAUCCCAAAAGUGUUCGAUGGGGUUGAGGUCAGGGCUCUGUACAAGUGUUUAGAAACAUCUACUAUUCUUAUUUACAAUAAAAGUGACUCCAAAAUGACACAAUACAUAAUUUACCAUUCAUUUCUAUUGGGCACAAAAUGUAUUCACUAACUGUAAGUCGCUCUGGAUAAGAGCGUCUGCUAAAUGACUAAAAUGUAAAUGUAUGGGUAGAGUUAAAGUGACUAUGCAUAGAUAAACAGAGUAGCAGCAGCGUAAAAGAGGGGGUGUGGUGGGGGGGACAAUGCAAUAGUCCGGGUAGCCAUGAUUAGCUGUUCAGGAGUCUUAUGGCUUGGGGGUAGAAGCUGUUAAGAAACCUUUUGGCUGUUGUUGCUCACUGAGCUCUUCAGUAAGGCCAUUCUACUGCCAAUGUUUGUCUUUGGAGAUUUUAUACACUUGUCAUGUGGCUGAAAUGGCUGAACCACUAAUUUGAAGGGGUGUCCACAUACUUGUGUAUAUAGUGUAUGUUUAGCUGUAUUUGUAUAUCCAAUAUUGUUUCACUAUUCCCCUCCUCAGUCAAGAAGACCUGAGCAGAGUAUCUUUCCCCCAAAAUAUCAGUUUUUCAACUCCUAAAGAGAUGGGUUUAAUCAUUGUCCGAUUCCUCGGUUCCCAAUAAUCUCUCUCUCUCUCUCUCUUUCUCUUUCUCUUUCCUUCCUUCCUUUAGAACGCGUCAUAAUCAAUCAGACAACAGGGGGUGGGGGUCACAUGGAGGAGGCUACAGACACAACCAUAAUCAAUACAAUCAACAGCCGUACGGUGGUGGAUGGGGCUCAUGGGGCUACGACCAGAAUGGAGGCAACUAUGACGGCUACAACUAUAACCAGUAUGAUUACACUCAGAAUCCUGUACAGGUAAGAUUGCUGCUCUGCUUCCCCUUUGCUGGAGAUAUGUUACGUAGCUCAACGUCACUACUUCUUCAUAGACAUGCGAUGUUACCGACCUUGUGUUUUCCUUCGACUUUUCAAUAUACACAGUCAGUCUAUUAACCGACUCAUUUAACGUUUCAGGAAAAUGAAGCUGAUGAAGAUGAUGGUCUGGAAGGUUAGUGUUUUUGUUUUUCUACUCCUUUUUCUCCAGACUAGUGUGGCCAAUGAUCUAUGAGGAAUGUAGGUGGUUCUUAAUGAACAUAGAUUGAUGUACUGCACGUUCCAAGGUUUUAACAGUACAUGUCAUUAGCGGAGGCGAGUCGGACUCAUGCUUUUGUCUUGAGGUAGCUCUGCCUGCAACUUCAGAAUCAUUGUCGCCCUCGACCCAAGGGGGGGGGGUAAUUUCCUCUAGAUCUAAUGGUUAAGGCGUUUGUUUCCCGAGCGGGAGACUGGGGUUCAGAUCCCACCUGUGACCGCAGCAGGGAUCAAAUCGUCACUGGCUGCCUUUCCCUCCAUUGUAGAUCCUAACCCAGAGCUGGAUGUGGUGGAAGCCAACAGGAAGUUUAUGGAACACAGCGAGGAACUGUAUGAUGCCCUUAUCGAGUGCCACUGGCAACCCUUGGAAUCCUCGGAACAGGCCUUUGGAACCACGAGUAGCCUUCCAGAACCUGUCUACUGUUGA